Lethenteron reissneri (Far Eastern brook lamprey) is the source of this 2802-nucleotide messenger RNA. RefSeq names its product disks large homolog 2-like. The record is from RefSeq and is a predicted model, not a curated record. Lineage: Eukaryota; Metazoa; Chordata; Hyperoartia; Petromyzontiformes; Petromyzontidae.
CGAACAAUGACGACGCUACGUGUCAGCGAGCAGGAGAUGGGACCGCGGGAGACGAGAUCCGGCUGAACGGAUUCACCAACGCGACAGCGGCAGGCGGCGGAGGCGAAGCAGAAGGAGGAGGAGGAGGAGGCUAUCCGGGGGAUCUUUAUCUGUGUGCGUUGGAUCAUCGGGUAACGUCCGCUACCCGAGAGCGGUCCGUCAGGUGAGUCGGAGCGACGUGGUGCGGGGAAUGCGUCCCUCCACGAGGACGAGGGGAGAAGUCGCUCCCCGCGGAGUCGUUCCCGUUGUCUGCGCGCCGUGGAUCUGAAGAAAAUUGUAAAAAAAAAAAACACGAGGCCUCGUCUCGCGAACAAAGCCUCCACCUACUCCUCCUCAUCAGAGAGAGAGACAAGGCAGAGACGGUGGCAAGGACAGCCUCGGGGAGAAGAGGAAGAGAAGAGAAAGCACAGCAAACGUCAUCAUCAUCAUCAGGAGCAGCAGCGGAGGCGGAAUCAUCUCUACUGGAAUCCAGAGAGAGGGAGAGAGACAAAAGUGGAUGGGCACUGCUGAAGGAACAGGCCUCGCCAGCCAGUCUACCGUGAGCUCCAUGUGAAAUCGGAGGGGGGGGAGAGUCUGUGUGUGUGUUGGGGCCAGCCCUGUGCAUGGUGAGGCAUUCCCUGUGUGUGUUGGGGUCUAUCCCUGUGUGUGUCUUGGGGCUAACCUUGUGUGUGUGUUGGAGCUGACCCUGUGCAUGGUGAGGUCUUCCCUGUGUGUGUUGGGUUCUAUCCCUGUGUGUGUGUUGGGGCUAACUCUGUGUGUGUUGGGGUCUAUCCCUGUGUGUGUGUUGGGGAUAACACUGUGUGUGUGUUGGGGUCUAUCCCUGUGUGUGUCUUGGGGCUAACCUUGUGUGUGUGUUGGGGCUGACCCUGUGCAUGGUGAGGUCUUCCCUGUGUGUGUUGGGUUCUAUCCCUGUGUGUGUGUUGGGGCUAACUCUGUGUGUGUUGGGGUCUAUCCCUGUGUGUGUGUUGGGGAUAACACUGUGUGUGUGUUGGGGUCUAUCCCUGUGUGUGUCUUGGGGCUAACCUUGUGUGUGUGUUGGGGCUGACCCUGUGCAUGGUGAGGUCUUCCCUGUGUGUGUUGGGUUCUAUCCCUGUGUGUGUGUUGGGGCUAACUCUGUGUGUGUUGGGGUCUAUCCCUGUGUGUGUGUUGGGGAUAACACUGUGUGUGUGUUGGGGUCUACCCUUGUGUGUGUUGGGACUAACUCUGUGUGUGUGUUGGGGGCAGCCCUGUGCAUGGUGAGGCCUUCCCUGUCUGUGUUGGGUCUAUCUCUGUGUGUGUGUUGGGGUCUAUCCCUGUGUGUGUGUUGGGGCUAACCUUGUGUGUGUGUGGGGUCUAACACUGUGUGUGUGUUGGGGUCUAUCCCUGUGUGUGUGUUGGGGCUAACCUUGUGUGUGUGUUGGGGUCUAACCCUGUGUGUGUGUUGGGGCUAACUCUGUGUGUGUGUUGGGGCUAACUCUGUGUGUGUGUUGGGGUCUAUCCCUGUGUGUGUGUUGGGUCUAUCCCUGUGUGUGUGUUGGGUCUAUCCCUGUGUGUGUGUUGGGUUCUAUCCCUGUGUGUGUGUGUGUUGGGGCUAACACUGUUUGUGUUGGGGUCUAACUCUGUGUGUGUGUUGGGGUCUAACCCUGUGUGUGUGCUGGGUCUAACACUGUUUGUGUUGGGGUCUAACACUGUGUGUGUGUGUUUGGGUCUGUACAUGUGUGUGUGUUGGGGUUAACACUGUGUGUGUUGGGGUCUAACCUGUGUGUGUGUUUGGGUUAACACUGUGUGUGUUGGGGUCUAACCUGUGUGUGUGUUGGGGUCUAACCCCGUGUGCGUGUUGGGGCUAACCCUGUGUGUGUGUUGUGGCUAACCCUGUGUGUGUGUUGGGGUCUAACCCUGUGUGUGUGUUGGGGUCAGUUCAUGUGUGUAGUGGGGUUUGUCUCUGUGUGUGGUGAGACCUUACCCCGUGUGUCCGGUGGUGGAGAGCGAGCUCGGGGUGACCUACACCAAUGUUGUGACCUACACCAACGCCACCCAACAUCGACGGGCUUCUUCACUCUGGCUCCCCGCAACAUCCCUUGGAGUCCACACGCCUCUACACCUCCUCUUCCUCCUCGCCGGCGUCGUCCUGUGGAACUCUGAACUGUUUUCACGAACAACUCAUUGCUAAACCGCCCCCCCUCCCAUCCCGGCCCUGCCCACCCGGCUAAACUGUGACGGGGGACGGGAGGUGGCACGGCGGCGGAUAGGGGCCCUCUCCUCCGGGGAGGUUGGGCAUGUGGCGAUGUUGUGGGGAUCCUGAGCAACUGACGAGCCGCUCGUGCUGGCCUUGCGGGUGGGGACGAGGCUGGCCUGCCGCUCCGGGAGAUAGAACGCUGCUGCUGCUGCUGCUGCUGCCGCUGCUGCUGCCGGGAGGAGCAGAUGUUUCGUUGAGCACGUGCCGCGGCCAGCAUGGACUGUCUCUGCAUCGUGACCACCAAGAAAUACCGCUACCAGGAUGACGAUGGCUCCCCUCCGGAGCAGAGUCCCGUGCGAGCGCCAAGCGACGAUGGUGACGAUGGCGACGGUGGAGGCGGCGGUGGUGUCGGCAGUGGGGCCACGGCAAUGUCGGCCAUGUCGGUUGCCCCAGAGCUCGUCCACGUGUCGGAGAAGAAGCUGUCGCAGCUGGAGAGCGUCCACGGAUACGUGUCGCACUCACACAUCUCUCCACUCAAGAAAGGGGACUCCUUGACUGCAAACAUCCGGCAGUUCAGCAGCAGCGGUUCGCACAGCUGCGACUGCUGA